AUGUUCAUUGAAUGUAUUUUCCCGAGUCUGCCUGUUUCAUUUUUCCCAAUCAUACGGCUCCUACUUCCGAAUCUGGACAAUGUCCGAGGAGCUUACCACAUGAAAGAGACCAUGAUAGGCAGAGAAUACAUCCGACUGACUGGUCUCAGCCAAGAAACCAGGAAGGCUCAAGAGAUCUUGAAUUUCAAGCGUUCCGAUCCCUCAGGCAAACGAUUCGGCUUCCGCAAAGGUUUCGAAACGCUCGUCUUCGAAAUUCUGAAGAACAGAUCCAACAUGAAGAGCAGUGAGCUCUCUAUACAGAAAAUCAAUGACAUACUCAACGAAAUGACGAAGAGCAAGGACGCAGCUCAAACACAACUGAAGUUCCUGUUUAGUCAUUGCGAUCCUUUGGAACACAAAUGGCUCAUAAGGAUAAUCCUUCGACAUUCAUUGAAUAUCAGGAAGAGCACGUCUGUGGUUCUCGGCGCACUCCAUCCGAUGGCAGAAGAGAUGUAUUCAGUCAACCGGAACUUAGAGGACAUCUGCAUGACUCUGUACGACGCGGAGCUGGUCGUAAGCAGACCGAAAAUCGGUCUCGGGAAGCCUUUCGGCUUCAUGCUGUCAGCUCGCUCGAACCUCGCAAGCUUAGAGUCCGACAUGGGUCACUCCGAAUUCUUGAUGGAAAUCAAGUUCGACGGAGAACGAGUCCAAUGCCACAAGAAUCAAAACGAGUUCAGCUAUUAUUCCCGAGGCUACAACGAAUACAGUGCCACAUAUGGAACCUCGGGCCAACACGACAACAGUUUGAGUAGCUAUUUGAGCCGCGCGAUAGAUCCUCAUGUCGUAACGUGUAUCUUCGACGGAGAAAUGAUGUCGUACGACGGUAUCAGCAAGAAAUUCGUUCCGAAAGGCCGAAGUCGCGAUCUCAAGAAGAUCAAGACCGACGACGUGUCACACCAGCCUUGUUACAUGAUAUUCGAUCUGCUUUACUACAACGGGAAGGUUUUCACGGAUAAGCCUCUGCUGGAACGCCGGCGGGUACUCGAAAAUUUAUUGACGCCAAUCGAAGGACGGGUUCAACUGUCCGCUGCGCGUUCCGGACUAACGAAGGACGAAGCUUUGAAAUUUAUGAACGAAGCAACCUCGAAUCUUGAGGAAGGAAUCGUUAUCAAAAAAGCUGAUGGGCCAUAUGUUCCCAACGAGCGCGAUGCGGGAUGGCUGAAGCUUAAGCGAGACUAUAUGAACGAAGGGGUUGCAGAUCUCGACGUGAUCAUAGUCGGGGCAUACUACGCCGCUGGAAAAACCGCAAUUAUUUACGACAGUCUCCUCGUGGCCGUCGCUGAGGAUCCGGAGACGUCAUCAGAUCCUCCGAAAUAUUUUUACAGCUUCGGUCGAGUUCAUUCGGGUCUUUCCGAAGCUUUCAUGAAGGACCUUUUGGGGAAGACCGGUGACGCUUGGAAACCAUUCAACCGGGAUAAGUGUCCCACUUGGCUAAAAAUGUCCUCCAUGGCUAACUGUCCCAAUGUGAUCAUUGAGCCGAAAAGCUCGGUGAUUCUGACGGUCAAAGCGGCGGAGCUAGUUCCAACGAAAUCUUUCAUGACCGAAUGCAGCAUGCGGUUUCCGAGAGUGUCAGCCCUCAGAUUUGACAAACCAUGGAAGGACUGCAUGAGGUACUCGGAGCUUGCGAAACUAUACAGGGAAACCAAGGGAACUAUGACUGCGGGUGAUUUGAAGAUCGACCUGGAGACGAAAAAGGAGCAAGUGAGGUCUGGGAGAGGCAGGAGUCCGCAGCGGAAAAUCAAAGUGCAAUUGGAAAGGAAGCUCACGCCAGUGAAGCGAGUGAAGAGCGACUUUCUUCUCGGGAAAGAAUUUUGCAUAUUCGCGGAGAAAUCUGUCCGCAGUGCUCUGGAGAAGGCUGUCAGGAGACACGGCGGAACCUGUGUGCUUCUCCCCAGACCUUCAACGUUCAUGGUUGUUGCUGAUAGGCUUUCAUUCCGGAUCAAGACCAUACUCGAAACACGGGACGUUGCGAAGGUGAGUUCUUGGGGGUUGAAGCGGAAGAUGACGUGA
Molecule: messenger RNA, 2049 nt
Organism: Galendromus occidentalis (western predatory mite)
Lineage: Eukaryota; Metazoa; Arthropoda; Arachnida; Mesostigmata; Phytoseiidae
Gene: DNAlig4
Product: DNA ligase 4
Exons: 3
Coding region: 1-2049 (682 amino acids)
Biological process (GO): double-strand break repair via nonhomologous end joining; nucleotide-excision repair, DNA gap filling; DNA recombination
Cellular component (GO): DNA ligase IV complex; DNA-dependent protein kinase-DNA ligase 4 complex
Molecular function (GO): DNA binding; DNA ligase (ATP) activity; ATP binding
Source: RefSeq, a predicted model, not a curated record